Aureococcus anophagefferens is the source of this 2310-nucleotide messenger RNA. RefSeq lists its product as hypothetical. NCBI's taxonomy places the organism in Eukaryota, Pelagophyceae, Pelagomonadales, Pelagomonadaceae. The coding region runs from base 83 to 2095 and encodes 670 amino acids. The record is from RefSeq and is a predicted model, not a curated record. The transcript has 4 exons.
CGAACUGGGCUCUCACAGAAACAGUCUGUCGCGCGCGAAAUCGGACCCGUGAGCUCGCGUACACGCGCGUAACUCGUCAAGCAUGGAGAAGGCCGUCGAGAUCGAGUCGGGGGAGGGGCCAAUCUGCAACCUCCACCAGGCGCGCCCCGAGCGCUCCGCCAUCGAGAACCCGAUCUCCUGGUGGGGCGACACGCCCUGGCUCACGUGGAACACGGACUACGGCGGCUUGGCGACCCUCUGGACCGGCUCCGGCGAGGCGGAGGCGCUCGGCGAGCUCUUCUUCGACAACCUCGCGACGCUGCUCUCCGUCACGGACCUCAUGCUCGGCUUCUUCCUCAACGUGCUCAUCGGGGGCGCGGCCAACGGCCUCGACGCCACCGGAGCCUACUCCACGGCCAUCGUGGACCGGUACACGACGCUCUACUACGAGCGGUGCAUCCCCGGCGUCGCCGUGGGCCUCCUCUUCGGCAACGUCUACUACGGCUACAUGGCGGGCCGCCUCGCGCACAAGGAGGGCCGCACGGACGUCACGGCGCAGCCCUACGGCAUCAACACGACGGGCGCGUUCAUCACGCUCGGCGCGAUCAACCUCACGGCGCUCUUCAACCAGCUCUACGACAGCAAGAACCUGGACAAGAUGUUCGGCGGCGACCCCAAGGGCGCGGGCAAGGACGUCGCGGACAAGGCCUUCAAGCUCGCCGUCUGCGCCAACUUCCUCACGGGCCUCGUCGAGAUGGCGGGGAGCGUCGCGGGGCCCUUCGUCCGCGCGCACGUCCCCUCGCCGGCCAUGUACUCGCUCAUGACGGGCGUCGGCUUCGUCUACCUGGCCUUCGACCCCAUCAUCAAGAUCAGCGCCGAGCCCGUCCUCUGCAUCGUGCCGCUCCUCGUGGUCCUCGCGGGCUUCUUCGGCGGCGUCCGCUACCGCAUCGGCUCCACGGGCGUGACGAUCCCCGUCGCGCUCGUCGCCAUCUGCCUCUCCGUGCUCAUCGGCUGGUCGACGUGCACGGGCACGUCGAAGCACGACGCCAAGUACGCGUACCGCACCUACGCGGGCGAGAUCGGCGCCUGGGGCGACGGCAUCUUCGACCUGUCCUACCUGAAGUGGGACGAGAUGAAGUACUACUUCGGCAUCAUCCUCGUCGUCGGCGUCGUCGGCUUCGCCGCGACGCUCGCUUGCGUCGAGUCGGCGUCCGCGGCGGGCGACGACUACCCCAUGGUCGAGACGAUGAUCGUCGACGGCGUCGGCACGUGCCUCGGCGCGUGCUUCGGCUCCUUCUUCGGCACGACGGUCUACAUCGGCCACCCGAUCCACAAGUCGCUCGGCGCGCGGCGCGGCUACUCCAUCAUCAACGGCGUCCUCUACGCGGGGCUGCUCUGGUCCGGCCUCUUCGCCACGGUCUACCGCGUCAUCCCCAACUGCGCGGCGAAGGCGCUCCUCGUCUUCGUCGGGCUCCUCAUGUGCCGCCAGGCGAUCGAGGACAACCCGCCGCGCUACUACCCGGCCAUCUUCUUCGGCCUCUUCGCCUGCAUGGCGAACUGGGCCAAGCUCUACAUCGACCCGGGCGUGCCGUGGAACAGCGGCGCUAACGCCUACAAGCACGCGAGCCCCCCCGACGAGCUCGACGACUUCAACUUCUACCUCCAGAACAUCAAGCACAAGGACCUGCCCCCGGGCGGGCCCGACGCCUGGUGGAACUCCCCCGACGCGGGCAACUGGGGCGACGUCGGCAUGGGCAUCAAGAUGAUGGGCGAGGGCGGCGGCGAGUGGUGGACCUUGUUCAUGACGGCCAUCUUCUGCUACUGCAUCGACCGCGACUUCGCGCGCGGCGCGAUCCUCUGCGCGAUCGCCACGGCGGUCCAGGGCCUCACGGGCAUCCCGACGAUCUACAACCGCUCCAGCGCCUCGGGCAAGAUGGGCCCGGAGAUGGUGGGCCUCUACCCGAAGAUCGACGACGACACGAACUUCUCCUGGGCCUGGACGACGGCCUUCGGCAUGGCCACGGUCUUCAUGCUCUUCCACCUCGGCCUCCAGCGCGCGGGCCUCAUCGACCCGCCCAUCGUCGACGACCACGUCGAGCGCCUCCCCAAGAACUAGGCCGCGCGCGCCGCCGCCAAGCACGAACGCCGCCGCGCGCGCGCCCCGCGCCGCGCCGCCGCGCCCACGACACGCCCGCGCCGCGCUCCCCCCCCCGCCGGCCGCCAGCGCCGGCGGGCAGGCAGGAACCCCCCCCCACUGUUGUCCAGCACCUGCACACAUCCCCCAGACCGCUCUCGCAGCGGUCCUGUGCCAUACUAACGAAUGAGAAAUCU